Messenger RNA from Liolophura sinensis, 1872 nucleotides. Its product is annotated as D-aspartate oxidase-like. Bases 91 to 1104 code for a protein of 337 amino acids. Lineage: Eukaryota; Metazoa; Mollusca; Polyplacophora; Chitonida; Chitonidae. Gene Ontology annotation, cellular component: cytoplasm. The record is from RefSeq and is a predicted model, not a curated record. The transcript is spliced from 11 exons. Gene Ontology annotation, molecular function: D-amino-acid oxidase activity; FAD binding. Gene Ontology annotation, biological process: D-amino acid catabolic process.
CCUUGAACCGACCGAAGACUCGCCAUACAUCAUGCACUGUAAGGCAGUGAUUGUCAUGACGUGAGGAACGUGUACGUUUGCGGUUUGAUCAUGCUUCCUGUGAGGAUUGGCGUUGUCGGCGCAGGUGUGGUAGGCCUCUGUACAGCAGUCAAUGUUCAGCAGUUACUACCCCAUGCAUGGGUGACGAUCAUUGCCGACAAUUUUUCCGAAGAGACCACAAGUGAUGGUGCAGGUGGACUCUUCAGACCUACGGCAGAGUUCAUCAAAGGUGUACCUCCUGACACAAUCAAACAGUGGACCAGAGAUUCUGCUGAGUAUUUCAUGAAGAUUGCUGCCUCAGCUGAUGCGGGGAAGUUUGGGGUAUUCCCCAUGAGUGGAUACCAUUUACUUAACAGGGAAGUGAAUCCUGAGUACAAAUCUCUGGUUUAUAGUUUCCGACAGUUGACUCCAGAGGAACUUCAAAAACUGGGUACGACUUACAGCAAUGGGUAUGCCAUCACCACACUGAUUGUUGAACCGAGGAAAUACAUGGCUUUUCUGAUGACUGAGUUCCGAAAGAAUGGAGGUCAAUCACAGAAGAGAACUCUUCACAGUUUGGAGGAGCUGGUGGGUCAGUUUGAUGUGGUGGUCAACUGUAGUGGGAUGAGGAGCAGGUGGCUGGUCAAUGACCCUCUGGUCUAUCCUGUUAGAGGUCAAAUCAUCAAGAUUAAUGCUCCUUGGAUUAAGAGUUUUAUCUACACAGAUGAUGAUGCUUACAUUAUUCCACGAGGUGAGGAUGUGGUGUUGGGUGGAGUGCGUCAUACAAAUGAUUUCAGUACAGAAAUCCGAGAACAGGAUAAGCAGGGGAUUCUGGACAGGUGUGCCCGACUAAUCCCCAGUGUCAAGAAGGCAGAAAUCGUGAAGGACUGGGCAGGACUUAGGCCACACCGGGAUCCUGUCAGACUGGAAACAGAAAACAUGAAAUUUAAGUCUGGUGACCUUCAGGUUGUUCAUAACUAUGGCCAUGGUGGGAACGGCAUUGCGCUAAGCUGGGGUGUUGGAGUGCAUGCUUCCAAACUGGUCAAGGAUUACCUGGCCAAAUCACGACCCAUGUCCCGACUGUGAUGACAGAAAACAGGGAAAUUGUGUAUAAUCAUAUUUUUGCCAUUUUCUGACUGAUAGUUUAUGUUGUAAUCUGAGAAUAUUAGGUGAGGGCCAGCUUUGUUUGUGGAUUUUAUAAGUGGAAAUAGUUGUUUGAAAUUUGAUUUCUAUUUUAACAAAAUGUACCUAUUUUCGAAUAUUUAUGUAUAAUACUUUAAAUAGGAUAACAUGGAAUUUUUUAUCAGUUACAGGUAUCGUACUGCAUAAAAAAAUAUUGUAGUUAAAGUUUCAGUACUAAAAUGUUGGUUUUAUCUUUUUUAAAUUAUCAGUUUAUUAUUUGUUAUGUCCAGGCCAUAUUAUGGAAGGUGUUCCCAUGUGCACAGCUAGGCUGAGAUCAAUCUCCGGCUUGAGAUAUCAGCUGCCUAGUACCUACUUGUGCAGAUUGUCAGCUUACAUGAUUGAUUGCCUAUGAACUCCUAUAUUUAUAUGACUGCCAUAUCAACAGCAACAUUUUACGUAUAAUUUGUUUUAUUUUAUGUGCUAAUUAUAUAAGUGUACAAGAUGACCAAUUAAUGGUAAGGGUAUAUUUCUAUGAUAUAUUGUUAUUAGGUAUAAUAAAGACAGAAUUAUUGAUGAAUAUAAGGUUCUGCAUUUAGGCCUACAGUCAUACAAAGAUUAACAUGUGCGGUACAUUUACCUAUUAUAAUGACUAUAAAAUUCAUAACUUACAUGAUUAAUUUAAUUGUGUUCCUUAUGAAAGAUAUGUGGCUUUGUAAUAUAAAAUACGUCUGU